AUGGAAACGGAGACUCAUCAUGCUCCAGAUGGUGAAUUCCCGCAUUCACCAUGGGUGGAAAUAGGCGCGUUUACCUCGCCUCAACAUUCUCCGCCGAUGCCGGAAUAUAGUGGGUUUGAUUACGGCCCAGCGCCGCUCAUGGCUGUGGAUGGCUCUUACAACAUGUCAAUACCACCACCCUACGCUUCGAUGCCACUUCCUAUGCCCUCGCAUUCCUGGCCCAGCAUGCUCACACACCACUCGCCUUUUCAAGAAGGUGGUCUGCCGCACGUGUCCGCUCCGACUUCGGUAUCGCCUUCCGCUCCCAUGCCUCCAGUGCGAAAGACCUCAACUGGAGGUUCCACGCCGCGCAGGACACUUACCGAUGAGGAUCGCCGCCAAAUGUGCUUAUAUCACGAGGAGAACAAGACUGCCAAGCAGACUGAUAUUGGAGCAUUGUUCGGAGUUGAAAGAAGUACGGUUUCAAAGGUACUCCGCCAAAAGGAGAAAUAUCUCAACCCUGACGAUGGGAGUCGAUCUCCCAUCAAACGGACCAAGGGCAGAGUCCCUGAUAUCGAGAAAGCCCUAUCCAACUGGGCGAGAAACUACCAACGCCAAGGGUACCCGUUGAGCGAUGAGAUGAUUAAAGAGAAAGCUCUCUUCUUUGCCAGCACCUGUGGCUGCCCCGAGGGCAAGGACAAGGUGCUGACUGCAGCCUGGCUUGACAAGUUCAAGCACAGGAACAAUCUGCUUGGUGCAAAGGUGCGCAGAGGGUCUGCCGAUGUACGCAGUGGAUCAAACAGCCCAACCCGUAUCAACACAGACUUCUCCACAGGCUCUGGCCUUCAAAGCCCGACAGGGCCUUCACCCUCCUCCCCGAUCGAUGGCUUUGGAUCCCCGCUGUCUCCAACCCAGAGCCAAGAAGGAAUCAAACGGGACAUUGCUGAUGCACUGCCCGACCUGACAGGGGGUUACCAACACAACUACUCCAAGAGUACGACGUCGCUCGAUACAACCUCCUCGGCGGGGAUGAUCAGUCCAACAUCAACCCUAGUCUCCGACAGCCCCUUCACUCCAACAAGCCAGUCGCGCCUUCCAACCAACAGCCACAACAAUAACCGCCCACGCAGCCAGACCUUACCCCUCGUGCCUAUCGACCCAACCCUCCUCACAGCAGAUGAAACAACGGACCACCAAUACGCAAAACGUGAGCUCCAACAAUCACUCUCCGUCCAAACCCUACAGUCCCCCCUGGAAAUCGGCGACGAUGACUCCAAGCCCAUAAGCCUGGAUCAAACAAAUGGCAUCAAACGAAACCGCAGCAACCCAGAGAUUAAGACAAUCUCCAUGCCACCCCCGUCAAAGUCAACUACCAUCUCCCCUACCAGUUCCCCUGGCUCCCCAACUCAAGACGAAGCCCGCCGGGCCUUGGAACUAGUGAUGAGCUACUUCGAACAUCAGCCUGCUGGUCUUGCCGCGCAGGAGUAUCUCACCAUUGGUAAACUUAUGGAGCGGUUGGAGCUCGCGAAGAGCCAAUCUGGUACCCCGUUCAAUGGCUUGCCACGCAUUGAUGAGCACGAGGAUAUUGCUCCGCGCGUGACCAAGAAGAGGAGCAUCCAUAACAUGGGUUGA
Penicillium canescens is the source of this 1611-nucleotide messenger RNA. RefSeq lists its product as uncharacterized. Bases 1 to 1611 code for a protein of 536 amino acids. The transcript has 3 exons. NCBI's taxonomy places the organism in Eukaryota, Fungi, Ascomycota, Eurotiomycetes, Eurotiales, Aspergillaceae. The record is from RefSeq and is a predicted model, not a curated record. Gene Ontology annotation, molecular function: DNA binding. Gene Ontology annotation, cellular component: nucleus.